UAGCAUAUACAGAACAACAUUUGGUGCUCGGUUUGAUCGGUGCUUUGUGAAACAGUUCAGGCCUGCGUCCUCAGGGCUACCACGAGUGAAUGGAACCGAAGCAGAAAUGGGGGUCGUGUUCAAUCGGACUACUCCCACUGCAGAUCUGCCACAGAAUACUGUCGUUGUUCAAACCUUAGUAGAAGCGGUUAAUGCUUCCACCAAUAUGUUCAACUUGACCAUAAAUCCAAAUACAGUUGAAGUAUUAACAAGUCCAGUUGUAAAUGCAACUACAACUGCCAACUCUACAACUGCUGCACCUACAACCUCCAAUCCUUCAACUGUUGCACCUACAACCUCCAAUCCUUCAACUGCUGCACCUACAACCUCCAAUCCUUCAACUGAUGCACCUACAACCUCCAAUCCUUCAACUGCUGCACCUACAACUGCUGCACUCACAACAAGGCGGGUGACUUUCAGGUCUCUUCUAAACACGUUUACGAGUGACUUGCUGGAUACAUCAUCUGCUGCUUUUACAAACCGAGCCUCCAUGAUAAAGGGACAGCUUGAACCUUUGUACCAAAGGGAAUUCCCCUCUUCCUUCAAUUCUUUGGACGUGGUGGCAUUCAGAAAUGGAUCAAUCAUUAACGAAGUGAUUCUUCGCUUCAGAAGCACAUCUGUUCCUAAUAACACUCAGAUUGCGAGUGUUUUGAUCAGUGCAGCUUCAACUGUCACUGGCUUCGACAUCGAAGGCAGCUCCAUCACCGUGGAUGGCAUAUCUUCAAGUGGAGUAAGCCACAAGAUCAGUCUAAUCACUGCAUCCUGCCUGGUGCUGUUUUCAUGGCUACUGUCAAGCCAGCAAUAACUGAUUUCCCUUUGAAGUGCCAUUAGAACAUGACUGCCAUCUCUGGUAUAAAAAAGGACUUCAGCUUUGCACUGAUCAGACAAAUUAAGGACUGUGGAUUAGACAUGUCUGUCGAACUGAACACAUUUCUGUGUGGGAAGGUCCGGGAUCCUGGACAGGAUGACACAGCCAACUCUAAAUUUCUGGUCCAUUGAAUCAUCACUGGAAUUAUAAGCUCAACAAUAUAAGGACACUAUCAAUUAAACACUGGGAUGUCAGGCAAUAUUUUCACUGUUGCACUAUCAAUGUACAAGUGUAUCUUGCUGCACUGAGCACUGUGCUAUAGCAAUAUUUAACUUAGUGACAAUUACUAAUGCUGUCUUAUGUAAACCUUACUGUGGUCUUAAAAUGCAUGUAUGAUUAAUGUUUAGGUUUGUGUCUUAAAUUAAAUGAAGGAACACAUGCAGGACCAUGGUGUACAUGAUAUAUAUGUCAAAACUCUCAUCUUAUUUAAAUAAAAAAUGUAUUUAUGUAAUCAUGCAGAACUGUAUUCUGUGACAAUUCUUGUAGUUUUUACAAUUUCUGUCAGAAACUUUACAAUGAUCAGAAUACAAAAUCUUUGAAGGAUUUCAAUUGUCUGUAGUGUUAUGUUUUGCAAUG
Molecule: messenger RNA, 1483 nt
Organism: Seriola dumerili (greater amberjack)
Lineage: Eukaryota; Metazoa; Chordata; Actinopteri; Carangiformes; Carangidae
Product: salivary glue protein Sgs-3-like
Exons: 6
Coding region: 107-844 (245 amino acids)
Source: RefSeq, a predicted model, not a curated record